Molecule: messenger RNA, 3015 nt
Organism: Verruconis gallopava
Lineage: Eukaryota; Fungi; Ascomycota; Dothideomycetes; Venturiales; Sympoventuriaceae
Exons: 2
Coding region: 570-2588 (672 amino acids)
Cellular component (GO): cytoplasm
Molecular function (GO): calcium ion binding; calcium-dependent phospholipid binding
Source: RefSeq, a predicted model, not a curated record
GUUUCCCGUCAGAAACAAUAAUGGGGGCUGAACGCGGUCGGAUGGCGCCAGCUCAAACAAGGCUAAGUCAUGCGGGGACCAUUGGGCAGCACCAGCGGCGCGAUGCUGCUCGUCAAAUUGUGCUGACGGCACGUCUGCGACUUCGUCGCCUGUUGGCUACCGAGUCGCACUCCUCUCUGUUUCGUACUGUCUGCAAAGCGGCUGUCACCGCGUCUCAGUUUGCCGCCGCUGUUGUCGCGUCCACCGGUCUUUUUAUUGUUGGCAUGCUCUCCGUGCUCGCCCGCCGCGUUCUCGCCUAGUCGUUUCAAGCCUUCCGCCCGAUCGACCGCUCACGGUGCCUGGUUUGUGAAGCAGCAAGACAGACGUGGCUCUCUCUUGGAUCCCUUAAGGGUUUUCAUCUUUUAUAAGGGCAAGAGUCGUUGUGUUGCUCUCGCACACGUGUCGGACUCGGCGCUCCCAAGAAAGAAGGGCUGUCGCAUUGUUUUCUGGAGAGCUACACCCGCCCUCGCAGGCACUGUGACUAGCUCUUAGCUCAGAAAGCGACGCGCCUGAGCUCAUACUUGGACGAGAUGGCACACACAAGCGAUGACUCGGACGUUGACAGCGACGAGAUUACCAUGGGCGGCUAUACAGAUCUUCCACCUGAACAACGCCCCGGAUACAAACCUCCGAAGAAUCCCAAUGCACCCGCCUACACGACCACCCCCUACCCUCAGUGGGGACACAAUGCCCCCUCGGCUACGUCGUAUACAGCGGUGCCUACCCGCAAUGCACCCACGGGCUCUGGAGGGGGGGUCAAGUUCUCCGAGCUCAAGGGCGGCUUCACGUACACGGCGAAGCCAGUGGUGAAGCCGAAGAAGCAACCGACCAUGGCAGACAUGCCCGUGCCUCCUCCACAAUUCCCAGGCUAUGGAGCACCGAGCACUGCCCAGAUGCCUUUGCCUCCUCCUCCGCCCAUGCCUGCUCCUCCAGGAGGCUUCGAUGCAAUUCCACCUCCACCCAUGCCUGGGCCUCCGCCUAGAGGACGAGCGUUGUCGGAUCUGCCUCCACCCCCGCCAAUGCCCAUGCCCAUGCCGCCUUCAGGAUCCAGAGGCUACGAUGAACUACCUCCUCCCCCAGGCGCCUCGCAAAUUCCCAAAGGAGCGGUGAUCAAAGAGGUCACGCCUGGCGGCAUGAAGCCGCCCUCCCCACCCAAAGGUGGAUUACGUCCCCACAGCGCAAGCUUUGGCGGCGGCGGUGGGAGACCCAAUCUUCGAGCGCCUUCCCCCAGCGGUCUUGGAAGCAGAAUGAACAGGCUAUCCGUUAGCGGAGAUAGGCCUGACAUACACAACGUCAUGGCCGGUGGCCGACCGCCAGGCAGCCCCCUCCUCGAGGCUUACCGCGGUACCUAUCAGCAGAUGUCGCCUAUGCCUUCUCCUCUCAUGAUGGGUAGACGGUAUGAAGAUGACGACAUUGACGAUCUGGAGCCCCUGGAUCGACGCAGCUCACAUCGAGACGGCGGCAGACGAGGCUCCUCACCAAAGAAAAAGCCCAAAAAGUCAAUCACCAUCUACAACGAGCAAGCCGAGGAGGAGGCCCGUGCCAUCGCGCAAGAGCUGUCCAGUUCAAAGCCCAACUUGGAAGUGCUGAUUGACAUCCUACCGGUACUCUCGCACGACCAGAUCUUGGAGCUGCGCACGGAGUACAAGCGCGUGUGCAAGAUCCAGGGCCUGGGAAUCAACAUUGCCAAGCACAUAAAACUCAAGCUCCACGGCAACUUCUGCAAGAUCUGCUACGUGACCGCCCUGGGGCGGUGGGAGUCCGAGGGCUACUGGGCCAACUUCUGGUACCAGUCAAACUCCUCGCGGCGUGAGCUGCUUAUCGAAUCGUUGAUGGGCAGAUCCAACGCCGAGAUCCGCCUCAUCAAAGACGCGUUCAAGGAUAAGCGAUACAACGAUGACUUGGUACGAUGCAUGGACAAGGAGCUAAAGGCGGAUAAGUUCCGGAUGGCCAUCUUGAAAGCUCUGGAUGAGCAGCGGCAGGAGGAAAACGAGCAGUGGUCUAUCGAGUAUCGUAACAGGGACGUGGAUGAUCUGUACAAAGCGUUGCAUCGUAGGGAGGGUGGCGAAUCGGCCAUUCUGGACAUCGUGAUCACACGGAGCGACGCCCACCUCAAGGAGGUGCUGAAGACGUACGAGAGAAAGUACGGGAAAAACUUCGCCAAGGAGGCCCUGCGGAAGAGCGGCAACCUUGUGGGUGAAGUCGUCGCGCACAUCCUCAACGGCGUCAUCAACCGGCCAGCGCGCGACGCCAUGCUCCUGCACCACGCGCUCCAGGACCUAGCGCCCACAGAGUCUCCACGCAGCUCGCGCGCGGACGUGAACCCGCGCUCGUCCAGGUCGGACGUCAGGGACCCGCCUAGGAAGGACCGCUACGAGCUGCUCAUCUCCCGUCUCGUGCGGCUGCACUGGGACCGAAUGCACUUCAUGCGCGUCAAGCUGGAGUACAGGGACAAGUACGGGCACUACGUCGAGGAAGACAUCGAGGACUACGUGAGGGGGGAGGACUUCAAGGAGUUUUGUCUUGUCAUGUGCGAAAGCGCAAAGUGAUUUUUGUGGCACAAGUCGCGCAAAACAUGCGGGUUACUUGCUGUCUUUUCUCAGUUUCGCGUUCAGUAGCAAAAAUAUAUACCCCCAUCUAUGUUUCCGGUCUUAACGCCUUGCACUCUUCAUCGACAGGGUUUUUGAUGCAAACUUUAGACUUUUUUUCUCCUCUCAAGGGAGAAAGGAAAUUUCAGGUUUCAUAUCAGGCACUUAUCACUGCUCAAACUCAAAUCUCAAAUCUCGGCUCACCUUCGGCAACCCUAUCUCUCUUCUUUUGAAAUGAGAAACGCCGACUGGGUCGGCCAGGGCAUGGCUCUUUUUGUUUGUUUUCCAGGAUGGGGAUAGAAGAUUGAGAUGCAAUAACUAGCCGGGUUUCUGGACGCUCGCCUUCGGAAGGCGAACUAGCGGACCGUAGGUCUUUGUACGUAUCGAG